This is a messenger RNA of Scheffersomyces stipitis CBS 6054, 1350 nucleotides long. RefSeq names its product phosphoinositide 5-phosphatase. Lineage: Eukaryota; Fungi; Ascomycota; Pichiomycetes; Serinales; Debaryomycetaceae. Gene Ontology annotation, biological process: phosphatidylinositol dephosphorylation. The coding region runs from base 1 to 1350 and encodes 449 amino acids. Gene Ontology annotation, molecular function: phosphatidylinositol-4,5-bisphosphate 5-phosphatase activity. The record is from RefSeq and is a predicted model, not a curated record. The transcript has 2 exons.
AUGACAAUUCCCAAAGAGAUCCCUCUCUUUCUAUUCACUUACAAUUGCAACAAACGAGAGCUUAAUCAUGACCUCUUUAUUCAAAAGGUGGUAGAGUCAUUUCCAACUGAUUUGGCUGCUCUCUAUGUGUUUGGAUUGGAAGAACUCUGUCCCAUUUUGGAUGGCAGCUUCCACGAUAUUGCUCACAAACAUAUGAUUCGCUUUAAUGAAGUGUUUCUUCACUCGCUAAGAAAGAAAUAUGGACACAACGAUCAUCGAUUCCAAACCAUUGCCAUGCACCAUAUUGGAGCUACGGGGCUUAUAGUGAUUACACCUUUCCCACUGAAGUUUCAUUCUAUAAAAAAAGCUCAAUCCAGCUGUGGGAGUGGCUAUUCAUCUCUAAAGGGAGCAGCUGGGGUCAGAUUGACAUAUGCUCCCGAUGGCAAAUAUGCUAAUGAUAAUAGUGUACAAUUGACAUUUGCCAAUGCGCAUCUCUCUGCUUAUGAAGGUGAGUUCUAUUAUCGCCGCAGAAACGAUAAUGUGACCACAAUAAUGAGAUCUCUCGAUUUCGGCGAUGGAUACGGUCUCUUGAAGGAUGGGAGUCAUACAUUCUUCAUGGGUGACUUGAACUACAGAACCACCAAGAAUUUUGACCCAACCUCAGAUGCAAAUAAAAGGCUCAUAUCGUUGCUGGAUCAGUCGUUAGUUACAAAUGAAUCUGUUGAAGAAUUGGUUAAAGAUUGUGACGAAUUGACAUGGGCCAUUGAAAACGGUCAAAUAUUCACUGGUUUCACUGAGGCUUGUAUCGACUUCCAGCCCACCUACAAGUACCACGUUAAUACUGCUGUAUACAACUCUAAGAGAUCGCCAUCAUGGUGUGACAGAAUCUUGUACCAAAUGACAUAUGAAGACUCAGACGAUGAAGACCAGGUAGUAAUGCUACGUUUACGUAAAGAUUCCAAUUCUCAGAACAAACGCAAACGCCUUCCGAUUAUUCAUGAAUACAACAGUAUCAAAAGUCUACUUCAAUCGGAUCACCAACCGGUCUUUUUGCAUAUCACGGUGCCUUUCACAGCGCCCAAAUCUAUUGUAUCUUCGUCGGGCUAUUUGCAAAUAUUGCCUAACGAAAAUGCGAAUAGGCACUUGCACCAUAAUGAAGUCAACGUGGAUGAUGCUGAUGAGCCAAUAGGUGGUCCUACCCAGAUAUAUAUGAGGCCCACCAAGUACGAUUACAUUAUCCAGAACUACGUUCGUCUUGUACCAGAUUUUUUGAUAGGCUACGGGCUCUGGUUCACAAUCACACGUACCGGAAGGUUGAUAUUGUUGGUAUUGGCUUUGGUGUUAGGAGGAGCCUAUCGCUAUUUGGUAUAG